AAAUAUAAAUGUGAUAAAUAAGUAUAGAAAAAAUCUUCAAUUAGGCCAUGAUGACUCAUCCCAUACUUAUUUUAACUACCACACCCUUCGGCCCCGCAAAAAGUGUAAUUAGCUCCUCCCUAGCUACAAACAACACGACCCAUUUUCUUCCUAUUCUAAUUCUAGUUAUUUAACGAACCUACAAAUUUCGACAAUAAACAAAAAGUGACAUAUCAAUUAAGAAGAAAAAAACAUGGCAAGCGAACAACAUCAAAUAAUAGAACAACAAAGGGAUGAGGCAGAGAUCUACGAGGGAGAAGCAAUGUGCAAACAAAAAUCACAGCUUCUCUUAGAUGAAAUUCUGUUUCCAAAAGGAUUGCUUCCUUUGGACAACAUUGUUGAAAUGGGUUACAACCGUGUGACAGGUUUCGUGUGGUUGAAGCAAAGACACGAGAAGGUGCACCGAUUCAAUUCCAUUGGUCGCACGGUUUUCUUUGACACUGAGAUCACUGCCUUCGUUGAGGAACACCACAUGCGAAGGAUUACCGGUGUUAAGACCAAAGAAUUUUUUGUAUGGUUCACUAUAACUGAAAUCUUCGUCAAUGAUCCUUCUUCUGAUAAGAUCACAUUCGCUAAUUCAUCUGGGAUUGCUAGGUCAUUUCCCUUCUCUGCCUUUACUCUCCAAGAAGAAUCCACACAUCAACAUCAAUAAAUCUUUUUUUGCUUUCUUCUUCUUUUAGGACACUUUUAUUUGAAUUCAGGAAUCAGAUACGUAUUUCAUAGAUUCUUGUGUUUCUCAGUUUUUUCAAUUAGGUUAGAUAUUUCUUUUAAAUAGUUGUACUACAUUUUCCUCAAAGAAUUAUUAUUAUAUUUUUUUUAA
Molecule: messenger RNA, 859 nt
Organism: Cicer arietinum (chickpea)
Lineage: Eukaryota; Viridiplantae; Streptophyta; Magnoliopsida; Fabales; Fabaceae
Source: RefSeq, a predicted model, not a curated record